Vitis vinifera (wine grape) is the source of this 802-nucleotide messenger RNA. Its product is annotated as probable aquaporin TIP5-1. Bases 41 to 802 code for a protein of 253 amino acids. Gene Ontology annotation, molecular function: water channel activity. The transcript has 3 exons. Lineage: Eukaryota; Viridiplantae; Streptophyta; Magnoliopsida; Vitales; Vitaceae. Gene Ontology annotation, cellular component: membrane. Gene Ontology annotation, biological process: water transport; transmembrane transport. The record is from RefSeq and is a predicted model, not a curated record.
GAUCAACAGGCUCUCUCGCUCCUUAUCACCUUCAGUUUUCAUGCUUACUAAAAUGGCUCCCAACUCGCUGUCAGUCCGCUUGGAAGAAUCCUUUACCCGCAACGCCCUCAGAUCCUACUUGGCCGAGUUCAUCUCCACUUUCAUCUUCGUUUUUGCCGCUGUCGGAUCCGCUAUGUCUUCCAGGAAACUGAUGCCGGAUGCCACGUCUGAUCCAUCUAGUCUGCUUGUGGUUGCACUGGCAAAUGCGUUUGCAUUGUCGUCGGCAGUGUAUAUUGCUGCAGGGAUCUCGGGAGGACAUGUGAAUCCGGCUGUCACGUUCGGAUUGGCGGUGGGAGGCCACGUCAGCAUCCCCACUGCCAUGUUGUACUGGAUUUCACAGAUGCUGGGUGCCACCAUGGCUUGCCUGUUCCUGAGAGUCACCACUGUUGGUCAGCACGUUCCGACCCAUGCAAUAGCGGAGGAAAUGACCGGGUUCGGAGCAUCCGUAUUAGAGGGCGUCCUGACAUUCGCACUUGUGUACACGGUCUACGCUGCAGGUGACCCGAGGCGAGGCCCACUGGGAUCCAUCGGACCCCUUGCCAUCGGGCUAAUAGAGGGAGCCAAUGUGCUGGCGGCCGGGCCAUUCACGGGAGGGUCUAUGAACCCGGCAUCCUCAUUCGGGUCAGCCCUAGUUGGAGGCACCUUCAAGAACCAGGCGGUUUACUGGGUGGGACCCUUGAUUGGUGGCGCACUGGCUGGGCUGCUGUAUGAAAAUGUGGUUUUCCCUCCUCAAGACACUGCAAUUUCUCAAGUUGGGGUGUGA